GUUCUCGGCCUGUUCUGCACAGCUCGACCGAUGGAUCCUCACAGGUGAACGCGAACGCUGAACUCAACGCUGAUCAUGGCUGAGAGUCCACAGGAGCGCAGCCCAGGGGUGUUGAGUCGCAUUGGGAGCUGGUUGGCGUGGGGUUGGAGCGGCCCGGCUCUGAGCGGAGAUGAUCCCGACUCCGAAACACAGCGAGAGGAGGCGUCUGACGAGGACAACAGAGGAACUGCUGGUGCACAUGAGAGAAACAGUCCUGCAGUAGAUGAACCCGCUCCAGCAGAGAAAAGCCCUUCCCCGAGCCGGAAUGCCCAACAUGCGAGAACCCAGGUGUGCCGAGAGCAAAGAAGAAGAAGUGAAAACGACAAGACCGUUGUAAAAAGAAGCAAACGUAGUCAUUCGUUUGAGAGUAACAGAAGCAGAUCAACUCCUGACUUCUCUGAUCAAGAUAACACAGAGCAAAUGGGACGCAGGAGAUCUGGAAGGAGGAGGCGGGGCUCUCAUGGAGAUGUGGGCGGGGCUCAAACUAAAUCACCAACCAAUCCUCAGCCUGAUAGUCCUGUAGCAACCAGUUUGGCAACCAGCCCACAGUCGGCAUGUGCUGACUCAGCUUUUGAGGCGGAAAACGACGUUCAGGAAUGCUCCGGAGCAGAAGCGCCAAACUCAGGUAGUCGUGAGGAUUUUGUCCGAGCAGAAUGUGUGGAAACACACCUGAGCGAGGACAAGACUGAUUCCCCGAGCUCACCGGUCACUGAAGCAGACAUCAUGGACGAGGAACCUGUGGUGAGAAUGACCGAGAGCGCUGAAUCCAAACGCAGGAGUAUCAAAGUGUCUCACAGCGAGAAGAUCUUUGCUAAAAAGCUGCUGGUUUCAAAUGAAGAUCCUCAAGGGACGUUUAAAAGCACCACGGAUCCUAAAUGGCCGAGAUCUGAUGAGAAAGCCAGAUGUCCAGAGGACAGAGUGGACGGCACUAAUGUGAAGUCCAGUCAUCAAAAGGGACGAAUCGCAGACAAGAUCAGUCUGUUUGAAAGAGGAGCGACCAAAGCUGUCAGUAGCUCCACAAACCUGCGUCAUCUGGAUAUUUCUCCAGCUCGAAAUGUGGCUAUUCGACUCAAAGAAGAUGCCGGAACGCGAUCCAGUUCUGCACCUCCGAAACAAACGGUUAAAGAGAGAGCAAUGAAUUUCUCUGCAGGACAGAGGGGAGAAGAGAAGUUAACAUUGUCGUCUGGAGUGUCUGGUCAUGCAUUGAGCGAAGGACUUUUAAAAACAGCUAAUCGUACUGAAGCAUCUUGUUCAGGAAGUUUUGAAAAAUCUACAGCAAAUACCAGCGGAGAACCCAAACCCAUAGAUCAAACGGACUCCAAAUCCCACAAUGCAACACAAAGCAAACCUGAGAGCACUAGUGACUCGAACAUUGGGAAUAAAGAGUUGGGUAAAGCGAGUUGUUCUGCACCGACAGUUUCAUCUCCUAUUGACGAGAGCCCGCCGGUGAAAUCUCCAAACCGGACAGGCUCGCGAUCUAAAAAAAGACGAAGCAAAGAACCGCUCAGCCCCACCAGCAAGAACAAGCAAGAAAUGGGUCAAGGUAAACAGGAGGUCAAGGACAAGAAGAGCGACACAGCGUGUAAUAUAACCCCAAAACCUCUUAUAGAUGCGGGAGACGUUGUAAAGACCACAGACCAGUAUGUGAAAAGCACUUCUGGUGAUGAGCCUAAAAUCCCUUCAAAGUUGGAGAAAGCAGGAGAUAUAAUGCAAAGCAUGAAGGCAACAUCAAACACAGACUCAAAGACGUUACAAAAGUCUCCACAUAUGGACACAGAAGGUCUCAAAGAAAUGAAAAGCAUGGAUAAGAAGGAGAGAGAGAGUAGGAAUGACUUUGAAGCACAGAUAGUGACUGCUUACAAGGUAUCCGUCUCUCAAACUGAGAACAGCUCGAAUGAAGUGAAUAUAGAGCGGACAGGCAUUGACUCAAAAACUGAAGAGCAACAGAAAAACAGCAACAAAAAGCAGCCUGUUCAAGAGAGCUCAGAAGGAGAGGGGCGGAAGAACAGAGACCCGAUUGUAAACACAUUGUUUAGAGAGUCAGGGAAACUGGAUCCAUCUGUGACAAAUGAAGAGAAACCACCAUCCCCGGAGGACUCUAAAGACUUCUUGGUGCCAGCCAAUAGCAGCAAUGCAUCUUCUAGGAAAGAUGCCAAGCGGAACAGAGAGAGUGAGACAGAUAUGUUGGUCUUACCUGAGAAAGACAGCACUACGUGUGUGCAAAAAGCGAAAAAUGACCCAAAAUCAGACGAGGCACAAAGACCAUCAAAGCCAAACCAUAAGAGUAAAGAAAAAGACUGUUUGACUGAGGUAAACAAUCAGAGUACAGAAGCAACCGAACAACUGAAAACAACUGAGACACACAAACACAGCAAUGAAGUCAACACAUCAAAGCCAACCGAGCAAAAUAUAGAAGGUGAAAUUACAACGAAGACAACUAAACAAGGUAAAUCAAAGGACAGCUUAGCCGUAAAGCCCAAAGAGAUUAAACAAGAAGACACUACAAUUAUGGCAACCAGUCAGGGUAAAGAAAUGCAGAACACAGAGAAAAACUCUUCUACUGAAUUGAAGGAUCAGACUAAAGAAAAGGAUGCUUCUACAAGUAGGGCACUGGCAACACCGAACCCUGCACUGGUAAAAAAACUAAAUGAUGAAGCGGACACUAUAAUUUCACCUCAUAUUCCACCUAUAGAGAGAGGCGGUCCCAAAAGAGACAGGCAACAAAGCCAAUCAGAGAGCCGAAAAGCUUCCAGUAAAAGGGAUUUACAACAACAACAACAACAACAAAAGACCAGCACUGAAGCUAAAGAUGGAGACACAAACAAAACCAAGAGUAAAAUCACUAGUACAGAAAUUACAUCCAUAGUAAAUGGCGACAUAAACUCUGCAGAGACAGAAGAUCAGUUGUCUGAUAAUACUUUUCCUGUAAUACCAACCAAUAAUGAGAAUCUAUCUCUGCGCUCUGUGAAAAAGAAGCCCACUUCAUCGUCAUCCACAGCCAAUGAAGCAUCUAUCGAGCAGUCUGGCCAGGCCGGUGAAAAGGUUAUCUCUAAACCAGCAUCAACAAAUGAGACAGUCUCCAGUUUACCAGCCUCAAGUGAUGACAAGAGCACAUCUUUAGUUUUACCUAAGGAAGACUCAGCUAAUGAAAAGACACCACAAGCCUCAACCAAUGAGACAACCUCCACUUUGCCUGCCUUAACUAAUGAAAAGACUAUGCCUCCACCGGCAUCAACCCUUGAGACAACCUCUGCUUCAUUAGGCUCCAGUGAUAAACCUCCACCAGCCUCAACUAAUGAUAGGAACACAACUCCAUCAGAAUUGGCUAGCACAACUAAUGAAAAUACCACAUCUCCACAAGCCUCCACCAAUAAGACAACAUCCACUUUGCCAGCCUCAACUAAUGAAAAGACUAUGCCUCCACUAGCAUCAACCCUUGAGACAACCUCUGCUUCAUUAGGCUCCAGUGACGACAUGAUCAAACCUCCACCAGCCUCAACUAAUGGAAAGAACAAAACUCCAUCAGACUCAAUCAAUGAGAUAACCACACCUUCAGCCUCAACUAAUGAGAUAAUAUCCAGUUUACCAGCCUCAACUGAUGUAAAGACAACACCUCCAUCAGACUCAAUCAAUGAGAAAACCACACCUCCAAGAGCCACACUUCCAACAGCCUCAACUGAGAUAAUAUCCAGUUUACCAGCCUCAACUAAUGAGAUAAUAUCCAGUUUACCAGCCUCAACUGAUGUAAAGGCAACACCUCCAUCAGACUCAAUCAAUGAGAAAACCACACCUCCAAGAGCCACACUUCCAACAGCCUCAACUGAGAUAAUAUCCAGUUUACCAGCCUCAACUAAUGAGAUAAUAUCCAGUUUACCAGCCUCAACUGAUGUAAAGGCAACACCUCCAUCAGACUCAAUCAAUGAGAAAACCACACCUCCAAGAGCCACACUUCCAACAGCCUCAACUGAGAUAAUAUCCAGUUUACCAGCCUCAACUAAUGAGAUAAUAUCCAGUUUACCAGCCUCAACUGAUGUAAAGGCAACACCUCCAUCAGACUCAGCUAAUAAAAGCACAACUAAUGAAAAUAUCACAUCUCCACAAGCCUCCACCAAUAAGACAUCCUCCACUUUGCCAGCCUCAACUAAUAAAAAUAACACAACUCCAUCAGACUCAGUCAAUGAGAAAACCACACCUCCAAGAGCCACACUUCCACCAGCCUCAACUAAUGAGAUAGUAUCCAGUUUACCAGCCUCAACUAAUGUAAAGAUAACACCUCCAUCAGACUCAGCUAAAAGAAAGACAAAUGGUGAAAAGACCAUGCAUCCACUAGCAUCAACCAAUGAAAAGGCAAAGUCUCCACCAGCCCCAACUAACGAGACAAUCUCCACAUUGCUUGCCAAAACUAUUGAAAACACCACGCCUCCAACAGCAUCAGCUAAAGAAAAGACCACACCUCUACCAGAAUCAACCUUCGAGAUAACCUCCACAUUUUUAGGCUCAACAAAUGAAAAGACCACACCUUCUCCAUCUUCAACCGUUAAAUCGACCUCCACUUUAUUAGGCUCAGGUGAUUACAAGACCACACCUCCAUUAGUCUUAACUAACGAAGCACCUAAAACUCCCCCAGAUUCAACUAAUAAAGAGACUACACCUCCGCCAGCCUCAACCAAUGAGACAGCCUCCACUUUGCCAGCCUCAACCAAUACAAAUUCUUCAACUAAAGAAAAAGCUCCACCUCCAGCCACAACCGAUUCACCAGUCUCCAAUGAUAAGACUACUAAAAAUGAGAAGACAUCACUACCACCAGCAUCACCUUCGUUCCCGUUACUCUCUACCAAUGGAGGGAAUAUAACUCCACUUCCUUCAUCCAAAGAAAAGAAAACUCCUUCAGACUCAGCUAAUGAAAAUACCACAUCACCACAAGCCUCAACCAAUAAGACAACCUCCACUUUGCCUUCCUCAACUAAUGAAAAGAAUACGGCUUCACCAUCAUCAUUCAAGGAAAAGACAUUGCCUCCUGAUGCCUCAACCAAAGAGAAAAUCUCAGUCAGUGAGAAAUCCCCAUCUCCCUCCAGCAAAUCGAUAGAUCCAGCCACAAGAAAAAAGGAAUUUAUCCCCAAACCCUUCCUCCUUCAAAAAAUCCCUUCUGCACCUGGAAGCUCCUCCCUGAACAGGGACUCUCCAUCUAGCUGGCUUGAUCUGGAUCUGCAACGUCCUAUAAAAAAGAAGCAGUUGAUUUCAGAACCAAAACCUAAGCUCGGCACAUCUGUGAGGAAGACCAACCUGGAUACAUCGGGAGAAAUCGACCCAGAUGACUUUAUUGUAAAUGUGAAAAGGCUAGCAAAGCCGUUCAAUCUUCCCCAACGCAAACACAACCAUCAUCGCCCAAAAGCCCCUCCGUUUGUCCUUCCAGCCAUCAGAGAAGACCUUUUCGAGAAACCCUUUGAUCCGGAGGAGUUCCAGUAUGGUUUGAGGAGAAGGAGGGAAUUCAUUUUGGAUCUAGCUCCCAGUUCAGUUUCCAAGAGCCAAGACACAGACGCCAAGAAGGAGGACUCCAAACCUAAGUCGACAAAACCUGAGCGUGAGAGCAUCCUCACUAGGUCCCUGAUCUUCCAGAGAAACAGGAAGGAGUCUGAAAAGGAAGAGGGAGAAAAAGAGGAGGGGUCAGAUGAAAGUAAAACAGAACCAGUGAAAACAGAACCAGUGAAAACAAGGUCUCGUUUGGAGAGGUGCUCCAUUGUUAGCCUUCUCCGCAGCCCUAGCAAAGGGAGACGCAUGGAGUUUUUAAGCCCCACUGAGAGUCCUUCAGAUGGGCUGUUAUCACCCAGCGAUGCUCUUGGGCCUACGCCAACUCCACAAUCACAGCUGGCACCAACUGCAGAAUCACCCGAACAGGUCAUGAUAGAGAAAGUCCUUGCAAAGAAUGAUGGCCGCUCUACCCCGUCUGGUUCUCAGGUUAUUCUAAAACCCAGCAAAGAUGUUGUGCCUGCCAUGAUUCCUGACCUCAAAACAACUUCAAGGGACCAAACAGUCACUGCAGUAAUAGACACUAAUGUACCUUCCAGUGAUACCAAGACUGGUUCCCAGGUUGUUCUGAAACCUACUAACGAAGAUGGACUUAUGCAAGCACCUGACUUGAAAACAACUUCAUUAGACCCCCAGGUCAUAAAGUUAACAGACACUAAUUCUCCUGCUCCACCUGGUUGUACCCAGUCUGGUUCGCAGGUUGUUCUAAAACACACCAAGAAUGAUGGACCUAUCAAGACACCUGACCUUAAAACAGCUUUGAAAGAUCCCACAGUUACUAUGUUAACAGAAUCGAAUGCACCUCUUAGUGAUACCCAGACUGGUUCCCAGGUUGUUCUAAAACCUACUAAGGAAGAUGGACCUAUGCAAACACCUGACUUGAAAACAACUUCAUUAAACCCUCAGGUCACAAUGAUAACAGACACUAAUUAUCCUCCUAAACCUAGAUUUACCCAGUCUGAUGGACCUAGCAUGACACCUGACCUCAAAACAACUUCAAGAGAUCCCACAGUUACUAUAUUAACAGACUCUAAUGCACUUUUACAUCCCAGUGGUAAGCAGACUACUUCCCAGGUUGUUUUAAAACCUACUAAGGAUGAUGGACCUACCCUGACACCUGACCAAGUCACCAUGUUAACAGACACUAAAACACCACCACUUCUCAGCACUAUCCAGAUUGGUUCUGAUGUUGUUCUGCAACCUGAUGGACCAACCCUGAUGCCUGACCUGAAAACAGAUGCUAGUGCUCCUCCACCCUUUCCUUCCUUUGAAGACAUCAAGAUGCCUAGUUUCCUAGACAAAUUUCUUCCAAAGGAGCCUGAAACCACUCGAUCAUCAAAUACGGUGGCUAGAGAAAGGGCUUCCAUACCUGGUCUAGUGGAUCUGAAUACGGCUGUUGGCGUAGCUGACGGGAAAACCCAAGACGUUACGAUUCCACCUCCACCUCAAGUUCCAGAAGCCCAAAUCCCUCAAGCUAAACCUCAGAGAGAACUCCCAAAUAUUCCAGCUGCUCGUGGAAUCCAUCGGCGUCCUGCAAAGAUUGUGAUAUUUGAGCACCAUCAGUUCAACGGUCAGUCCUUUGAGUUCUUCAGGGAACAACCUGAUGCUACACAAAUGCAACUGUCCGGUGUCAUAUCUGUGAAAGUGGUCAGAGGAUGUUGGAUUCUGUAUGAGAAACCAGGGUUUGAGGGACGAUGCAUCGCUCUGGAAGAGGAAAUCGUUAACGAACUGCCCAAUCAAUGGGCGGAAGAGGGCGAAGAAACACCUGCCCCUAUGGUCAUUGGCUCAAUUCGUCUGGCAAUCAGAGACUACACUCCUCCCCGGAUCGAGCUGUUCACCGAGCCCACUGGCAUGGGCAGAAGCUUUGAGUAUGUGGAUAUCACCGAGGAAGUGGGCAGUUUCAGCCUUCCCCAGAACACCGGCUCUAUCAAAGUCCACAGCGGUCUGUGGAUGGUUUACAGUGAUCCAGGUUUCCAGGGACUGCUGGCAGUGAUGGAGGCCGGAGAAUAUCCGUACCCCGAGGACUGGGGUUUCCCGUCGCCGAUUGUGGGCUCUUUGAGGCCCUUGCGCAUGGGCCUUCCGAAAGUAGAGAACCCGACUGCAGUGAAGGCGGUGUUGUAUGAGGAAGCCGGUCUGGAGGGCCGUUGUGUUGAGGUGCAGGGAGACGUGUUUUCCUUCUCCGACCCGGACGAUCACGGAUUGAACUGUGUGGAAUCACUGAAGAUCCUCGGAGGCCUGUGGGUUGGAUACGAGCACGAGGGUUUCGACGGGCACCAGUUCAUCCUGGAGGAAGGAGAGUAUUUAGACUGGAGAGACUGGGGCGGGACGGGGCAGAAGCUGCUCUCGCUGAGGCCCGUCUUCAUGGAUUUCUCUUCCCCUCAUGUGAAGAUGUUUAGUGAGCCGGACUUUUCAGAGCUAGGCGUCAGUAUCGACCUCCUGGAGCCGCUGGAAGACGCGUCGGACACACACUACGGCCCACACACACGCUCCAUCGAGGUCCUGGCAGGAGUCUGGGUUGCGUUCGAGGACGCCGGGUUGUGUGGUCGUCAGUAUGUCCUGGAGAAGGGUCUCUACGGAAGCCCGGAGGACUGGGGCGCGGCCGACAGCCGAAUCUCAUGUGUGAUCCCGGUGACUCUGGGAAGUCUGGAAAACUCCUGCCACUUCCAGCUCGAGCUGUUUCCUGAGCCGGGGCUCGGCGGCACGUCUGUAGUUCUGCAGGACUCAUUACCCAGAAUGCCUGAGGGGUUCAUCGUGCGCUCCUGCAGGGUCUGUGCUGGAAGCUGGCUGGCGUUUGGCUGUGAGGGUUUCUCCGGGCAUCAGUGUGUUCUGGAAGAAGGUGUGUAUCCAGAUCUGAGGACGAUGGGCUUCACACAACCCGACGCAUCAGUGCUGUCUGUCCAACCCACUGGACAUGAGUUUUCUCUGCCGUCUAUCGUUCUGUUCGAGCGUCCUGGACUCAGAGGAAGGAGAACUUUACUGAAGUCGAGCUCCGUGAACCUGCAGCUGACGGAGAGCUGGAGCAGAGUCUCCUCUGUGCUGGUGGAGGGCGGCAUGUGGGUUCUGUACGAGGCCAGUAACUUCAGAGGUUCUCAGUUCCUGCUGAAGCCUGGCGCUGUUCCUGAUUGGCCCAAACUCUCCUCCUGGCGUCGAAUCGGAUCGCUCCGCCCAAUCAUGCAGAAGCAACCGCUGUUCCGCUUGCGUAACGAAGAGGCGGGGCUAAUGAUGUCAGUCACCGGGUCACUCGAUGACAUCAAACUGAUGCGUAUCCAGGGGACCGAGGAGAGGGGCGGAGCCGAUCAGAUCUGGGCCUAUCAGGACGGUCGCUUGCAGUGCAAGUGGCUGCUGGACUGCUGUGUGGAUGUGGGUUCUGGUGUUCUGAUGCCCGGCGCUCGAGCGGUUCUGUCGUCAGAGUUCGGCAAACCUCAUCAGAUCUGGAACAUCACGAGCGACGGGAUCAUCCGGAGUAACAGCGCACCGAACCUCGUGCUGGAGGUCAAAGGAGGCCAACAGUUUGACAAAACCCAGAUUAUUCUCAAUGAAUUCAACCCAAAGAAAAUGAAUCAGAGAUGGUCCCUGGAGAUCCUCUGAGAGUCCCUUCCACGCAGCUCCAUCAGGGGACCUACUGCUCUGUGGCCGAGCUGCGCCAGGGGGCCCAGUGUCCUGUGAGGCAGCUGCACCACAGGGACCGCGAGCUAUGGAAAUCUCAUUCAUCAACGAAUGGAAUAUGAUCAUAUUCUACUGGACAUUGUAUUAUUUUUAUAAACUGUCGUUGAGACGCGUCCAAGCUGCCUUUACAAAAGCACAUACUUGAACAAUAAUAAUGUUUCAGGUUGACUUUGUACCUAUAUGGACAUUUGCUUCCUUUUAAGCUGUAUACGUGUGUUUAUAAGUAAAUGUUUGUUUUGUUAAUCA
Messenger RNA from Rhinichthys klamathensis goyatoka, 9477 nucleotides. It is a transcript of the gene crybg1b, whose product is annotated as crystallin beta-gamma domain containing 1b. The record is from RefSeq and is a predicted model, not a curated record. The transcript is spliced from 23 exons. Bases 76 to 9153 code for a protein of 3025 amino acids. Lineage: Eukaryota; Metazoa; Chordata; Actinopteri; Cypriniformes; Leuciscidae.